GGGCUCGGGGGCGGGGUCUGGCUGAGCUGCAGCCGCGGCCUUCCGUCUCUCUGUCUCUUCGGGUCGUGUCUGAAGCCGCAGCAACUGAGGGUCGACACACACGCGUGUGAAGGCGGUGCUGCCGUGUGACCGCUGAGGAUGACGCCCAAGCCGAGCGGUAUGGUCAAGGCUGAGGAGACACCAGUGCGCGUGGCCGUGCGUGUGCGUCCGCUGCUGCCCAAGGAGACGCUGCACGGACACCAGUCCUGUGUGCAUGUGGCCUCCGACUCCCGGCUCCUCACCCUGGGACACGAUCACUGCUUCUCCUUUGACGUUGUCCUUGACCAGAAUGCCAACCAGGAGGAGCUCUACAGCACCUGUGUGGAGUCCCUCGUCCAUGCCUUCUUCCAGGGCUUCAAUGCCACCGUAUUCGCCUACGGGCAGACGGGAUCUGGCAAGACCUACACCAUCGGGGAGGCCAACAUUGCCUCUGUCAGUGAGGAGGACCAGGGGAUAAUCCCACGCUCCCUGGCUGAGGUGUUUAAACUGAUUGACGAGAAUGAGGCGAGAGACCACACUGUCAGGGUCUCAUACCUGGAGGUCUAUAAGGAGGAGUUCAAGGACCUGCUGGAGGUGGAGACGGCAAAUAAAGACAUUCGUAUCCGUGAAGAUGACAAAGGGAACACAGUGCUGUGUGGGGUGAAGGAGUGUGAGGUGGAGGGCCUGGACGAGGUGCUGAGUUUGCUAGAGAUGGGGAACACGGCCAAGCACACGGGAGCCACUCUGGUCAACCCUCGCUCCAGCCGCUCCCACUCAAUCUUCACGGUGACCAUGGAGCAGCGGCGAGGCCAAGGGCGAGGCCGGAGUGGAGACAGCAAUGGGAACGCCGAGCUCGGCACCAAACUCCUAAUCUCCAAAUUCCACUUUGUGGACUUGGCCGGCUCGGAGCGCAUCGUGCGGACGGGGAACGCUGGGGAGCGGCUGAAGGAAUCCAUCCAGAUCAACAGCGGCCUCCUGGCUCUGGGCAACGUGAUUAGUGCCCUGGGUGAUCCCAGGCGCCGGAGCGCCCACAUUCCUUACCGCGAUUCCAAGAUCACCCGCAUCCUGAAGGACUCGCUGGGCGGCAAUGCCAGGACCCUGAUGGUGGCCUGUAUCAGCCCCUCCGCGCUCAACUUCGAUGAGAGCCUGAACUCGCUGAAUUACGCCAGUCGCGCUCGCAACAUCCGCAACCGAGCGGUGAUCAACUAUGGCGCCGAGGGGGAGGGCGAGGGUCCAGGGGGGCUGGCACGGCAGGUGCAGGUUCUCCGCCAAGCGCUGGAGAGGACGGAAAGGCGAGAGCCCAGUGAGGGCUAUCUGGCCCGGCUACACGCACAGAGCGAUCACUACCGCUCCUGCACGGCGGCCGCUCACUGUCUCCUGGCCGGGCUGCGAGAGGCCGGGACCCUGGGGCCCGAGCAGGGGCUCAGGGUCAGGGAGUGGAUGUCUGCCGUGGAGGAGGCGCAGGGCCGACUGUCCACAACCUCCGACAGCGGCAUCGGAGACCAGACUGGAGCUCGGCAACUCCACAGGGACCAGCCCGGCCGGCGGCAGGUAAACACCGGGGCUCGGAGCGACACUACCUGGGAAGCCAACAAUAACCGGGGGAGGUGGGGGGUGCGCGUGCAGGAGCUGUGGGUAUUGUUCUGUAUAGUGCCCAGACUGACCCCCCCCCCCACCUCCAAGUGCUUCUCAUUUGAUGUUGUUAUUACGGUUUACAAACCGCUUGUGCAGAGGCCGGUGAGUACAUUGGGUCAGAUCCCAGCUCUGUGUCUGCCCGGCCUGCGUGUGGCUGCUGCUGCCACUGACCCUGCGAGGCUGGAGGCACAAGUGCAGCGUCUGCAGGAGGAGAACAGCGACUUCCUGGCGGCUCUAGAGGACGCGAUGGAGAGGUUCAGGCAGCAGAACGAGAAGCUGUUGGAUCAGCAGGACUGUAUUGUGCAGUUACAGAGCAGAUUGUCAGCCGGCAGCUGGGGCCCCGCGGUCAGCCCUCGCCCCCGUGAUGAUGUGAGCCACAGGCCUCCUGUCCAACCCGUCUCCACCGCGUUCAGCAACUCAGUGAACUCUCCUCGACUCCCAAAUCAACUCAAUACUGUCCUCUCUCUCUCCUCCCUCUCCCCUCUCUCUCUUGCCUCCUCCCUCUCCCCUCUCUCUCUUGCCCCCUCCCUUACUGAUUUGUACUCUCUUCCGUUCGACACUGUAGUAAAGAGAUCGACCGGUGAGACACUGUGUGUCCGCCGGCAGCCACUGGUUACUGCCCCCGACACUCACUGUCUGUUUGUUUCCCGCCAGACGUGGCCUCCCCCAGACACGGGGCCCGGGCUUGGGGCCCCAGGAGACCAGGGGGCUGGGCUUCAUGUGGAUUCCAACACCGACGCUGAGUGUGGGACCUCACAACCAGAGGAGGCGACCGACAGCAAACUGGAGUCCAGCAGACACGGCAGGAAUCACACCUGGACUGAGAGGCACCUCCCUGAGGCUGAGCAGAGUGAGGGGCUGUGUGAGGGGGGAGUGCGGGCUCGGGGCUGCUCCCCUGGCUCAGAUGACUGUGAGGACGUGUCGGGAUCCUCGCUCAGGAGCUGGGAAUGGAGACUGGCUCAGGCCCAGCACCAGGUCAGGGAGUUGGCCGUCAACAUCCGCAUGAAGGAGGAGCUCAUCAAAGAAUUGGUGAAAACAGGGAGGGAAGCGGAGACCAUGAACGAGCAAUACUGCCGCACGAUCAGCCGCCUCGAGCAGGAGGCAGAGAGGGUGAGGGCAGAGGGGGCCGAGGCUCAGCAGCAGCUCCAGGAACUGGAGGAGAACCAACCGAGGGACCCGGUGGAGAAGGGCAAAGUGCAGGAAUACCGCAGGAAGGUGAACGCUGUGCACAGCGCAGUGCAGGCAUUGACCCGGCGGAAGCGGGACACGGAGCGUCUGGUGUCCUUCUCGGUGCAGAGCGAGAGGCGGAUCCUGGAGAUGGAGAGCAACGUGCGGCUGAUGAGGGAGCGACAGGCGGCGCUGCAGCGGAAGCUCAAGGAGGAGACGGACCAGAAGCGACGUAUGGAGUGCGAGAUGCAGCGAGGAAAACAUCGUGUGAAGGAGCUGGAAAUCAAACAAGAGCAACAGCAGAAGAUCCUCAAGAUCAAAACAGAGGAAAUCGCAGCAUUUCAGCGGCAACGGCGGAGUGGCAGCACCGGCUCCGUCACCAGCACCAGCACCAGCACCAGCCAGGAGGAGCAGCAGAAAAUGGAGGAGCAGAGGCGGUGGCUGGAUACAGAAAUGGAGAAGGUUCUGGAACAGCGAAAGGCAUUGGAGGAUCUGGAAGAGGAGCUGAAGAAGCGAGAAACCAUCGUCGAGAAGAAGGAGGCACUACUGCAGGAGCGGAGCGGCCUGGAGAGCAAGCGGCAGCGUUGCAGUCAGGCCCUGAGCAGUGACCUGGAGCGGGUAUCGAGCCGGAUCGAGUGCCUGGAGCAGGAGCUGUGUGAGAAGGACUGGCAGCUGCGGGGGGGCAGUGCCAGUGAGCAGCAGAGGCUCCGCCAGGAGAUCGCCGGCCUGCGGCACGAGAAGGAGCAGCUGGUCAGGCAGCGCAGCGAGCUGGAGGACAAACUGCGGCUCGGGACACUGCUGUCUGCAGAGGAGGAGCGGAUGCUGUUACAGUUGGACGAGGCUAUUGAGGCUCUGGACGCUGCGAUUGAGUACAAGAAUGAGGCGAUCACCCAGCGGCAGCGAGUGCUGGAGGACUCUGCCACCCUCUCCCAGUGUGAGAUGAACCUCAUGGCGAAGCUCAGUUACCUCUCGGCCUCCGAAACCCGGGCACUGCUCUGCAAGUACUUCGACAAGGUGGUGACGCUGCGGGAGGAGGAGGCCCGGCUGGUGCUGACGCUCGGGGAGCUGGAGCUCCGCGGGGAGGAGCAGCAGAGGCUGGUCCAGUGGCUGGAGUCCGCGCUGGAGCGACAGCGACUGGAGACUGACCGCAGACUGACACUGCAGCAACGAGAGCAUCAGAGCCAUCUCCAGCUCCUCCUGCAGCACUGCACAGGUCAGAUGGAUGAGGAAAUGGCCGGGAGCCGGAGGCAGUACGAGGCUUGUGUCCAGGGUCUGGAGCAGGAGCUGCUGUGGUACAAACACAGUCACCAGGAGCUCAGCCUGAAACUGCGGGACGUCUCCCGCUAUCUGCGGAGCCACCCCCCGCAGCUCCGUCUCCACGGGCCUGGCCUGGGUGCGAGGGAGGAAGCGAUGCCGCUGGAGGUGAGGGACGAUCGGGAGACAAACAUCUCAACACAAGAGGCUGCAGGGCUGGCCCCUGCUGAAUGGAGCCCCCGCCCCAGAGAGGCUGCCCCGCUGCCUCGCCCCCGACCUCGCUGCUCCCUGCCGCCCCCCGAGAGCGGGCUGGGGCUGACAGAGCUUCCAUGCAACCGCCUCCUGUCGCCUGCAGACACCCCACCGCAGCGCACUCUCCCCUCGGGACACAGAUCCCAGAAACUGCCCAGGAGAACCAGCCUGAGUUCCAAUCCUGAAAUCAUUGACGUGCGGAAAAAUCCAGUGGGAUAAAGACUCGGAUACACAGUUGGCUCAGAACAAUAUCACCGCGACUGAACGGCAGCAAAAGGAGCUUUUAAUACCAGGAUUUCUUCUAGAUUCCUGGGCAGAGCGAAACCUUAGGCAAGUUUCCUUACUCCA
Messenger RNA from Callorhinchus milii (elephant shark), 4674 nucleotides. RefSeq names its product kinesin family member 7 (gene kif7). The record is from RefSeq and is a predicted model, not a curated record. Gene Ontology annotation, biological process: mitotic spindle organization; microtubule-based movement. NCBI's taxonomy places the organism in Eukaryota, Metazoa, Chordata, Chondrichthyes, Chimaeriformes, Callorhinchidae. The transcript is spliced from 19 exons. Gene Ontology annotation, molecular function: microtubule binding; microtubule motor activity; ATP binding. The coding region runs from base 139 to 4545 and encodes 1468 amino acids.